AAAAUAAACACACGUGCAAAAGUUUUCUGUUUUCCCAAUUUCUCACUUUUCUAAGGAAAUUCUAAGGAUUCUAAUGGAAAAUCCCGAAGGAAAUGUGCAAGAAGAAGGAGGAGAAGUUAAAAAUUCUGAAGAAUUCCUAAAAUUCGGAGAGGAAAGUGAAAAUCAAGCGAAUGAGGAGGAAGAUGAAGUUCCAGAGAUUUCCUGGUUCCGCUACCAAGACAAGGAGCAGAAAUCUGAGAAGAAGAACAAGAAGGGAAACAAAGUGAAAGCGCAGAAGCCAAAGAAGGGCGAUGAUGAGCCAGAUGACGAGGAGAAAGCUCUCAUGGAAGCAAUCUUUGGGAAUAAAGAGAAGCUCAUUGAGAAUUUGGACAGUAAACCGGCUAAGGAGGACACCAGUGAGGAGAAGAGUAAGAAAAGGAAGCUAGCUUGGAAGGAUUCCGACGAUGAGGAGGUUACAAUUGAGGAGGGUUUGCAGAAAUCUCACAAAAAGUCUCUCCUUCUGGAUCCAAAGACAGAGUACCGGAAAUUCCUCAGUAAGAAGUACCAGAAACUCAUGGGAACACCCAAAUGGGCUGAUAUGGAUCGUGAAGUGAGUGAUUCAGACGAAGAGGAUGCCGAUGAGCUCCUCAAGACGGUUGGGCAUGUGCUGAAGGGGAAGAAAGGAACUCUCCUGGAGAAUUCAGUUGAAUUCAAAAGGCUCAAGGAUCUCAACAGAUCCACCUACUGCGAAGGCCUCAUCACAUCCGUUGACUUCCAUCCCACAUCCAGAGUAGCCUUGGUGACAGGCAGAUCCGGAAUUGCGUCGAUUUAUUCAAUUGAGAAGACAAAAUGCGAUAAAUUGCACAGCAUUCAAUUCCGGAAGUUCCCCCUGAAGUGCUCGAGAUUGUCCAGGGAUGGCAGUGAGGCAAUCCUGGGCAGCUCCUUCAAUCACUUUUUCACCUAUAACCUCAUCACGGGUCAAAAGGGGAAGCACCUCCUCCCGCGACACGUUACAAGUAUGCGUCAAUUUGAAAUUUCCCCCGAUGGGGAACUUCUGGCCAUUGCUGGACGCUUCGGGGAGAUUCAUGUGCUCAGCGUGCGGACCCGAGAAUGGAUUGCCACGCUCAAGCAGGAGCACGAAGUCACCGCCAUGGCAUUUGCUCCGGAUUCCCGGACACUCUUCGUCCACAGCUGCGAUGCGGAAGUCUCUGUGUUUGAUUUGCGCGCUGAGAAGAUGAAGCAUCGCUUCUACGACGAUGGCUGCCUCUCCGGGACAUCCUUAAGUGUGAGCCCCAAUGGGAAAUUCCUCGCUGCAGGCAGUGGUCAGGGAAUUGUCAACGUUUACGGGACCGACGAUGUCCUCGCCAGCAAAACUCCAAUCCCAAUGAAAAUCUUCCGGAACCUCAUAACUCCCAUCUCUUCCACAACAUUUAAUCCCACUUCAGAACUUCUGGCCAUGUGCUCAAAUGAGAUAAAUGAUGCCCUGCGGUUGGCACACUUCCCAAGUGCCCGGCUGUACUCAAACUUUCCGGGAAAUAAUUUAUCCAAAUCCCGGCCGAAUGUUCUUCGUUUCUCCCCUGGUGGGAGGUACCUGGCUGCUGGGAAUAUCAACGGGAGGGUAUCUCUGUACCUCUUGAAGCAUUUUGAGGAUUUUUAGAGAAGAAAAAACAAAUAAAAUUGUAUCGUUUUA
Lutzomyia longipalpis is the source of this 1669-nucleotide messenger RNA. It is a transcript of the gene wcd, whose product is annotated as U3 small nucleolar RNA-associated protein 18 homolog. The transcript has a single exon. Gene Ontology annotation, cellular component: small-subunit processome; Pwp2p-containing subcomplex of 90S preribosome. Gene Ontology annotation, molecular function: protein binding. The record is from RefSeq and is a predicted model, not a curated record. Gene Ontology annotation, biological process: rRNA processing. Bases 74 to 1636 code for a protein of 520 amino acids. NCBI's taxonomy places the organism in Eukaryota, Metazoa, Arthropoda, Insecta, Diptera, Psychodidae.